AUGUUGAACCCAACCCCAACCACCAACAAAUUUCCCUUGCUUCGUCUCCCUGAAGUUAUACUUUUAGAUGUACUUCAUAACUAUGAAACUGUUGAAUUAGUAGAUUUAUCUUUGUGCUCAAAAGUUUGCAAAUCCUUAGCCAAGUACAUUGUCAACAAGAAGAAAGCACCAACCGAGUUAUCAUUUUUUGUGGACAAUCAAUUCGAAAUAAGGAUCUCCUUUCAAUGGACAAACAUUUCUUGGACUUUAUAUUUGGACGAUUCUCAUCAAGAUUCGGGACUUAUUAGAGUGGUAAGAUGUUCCGAACAAUACCAAGAAGUCUUGAAGAAAACAUAUUGGCUGAAAGGAUUUUCGGUUCGGAAUUGGCUGGAUCAUAUUUCGUCAAUUUUCAAUGUUCCCCUCCAUUCAAUAUGGAUUUGUGGAUUUAUAACAAAACACGAGAAAUUCUACAUCCAAGAAAUGAUGAAAGGAUUGACGGUGGAGGCUCUUCGAGUUUCAUAUUUUGUUCCUGAUGAUUAUUUGAAAAUGAUAAUGGAAAAAGUCCUAGUCGGGAAACAUCUAACUCUGAAAGCACCAACCAGAAUUCUCCCAUCUGAAACUGUAAAAUUUGAUAUGGAAACAUUAAUAUUCGAAUCUAAUUUCUGGUUGAAACCGAAUCAUGUUUUGGCUAUGAAUUGCCAUAUUAUCGAUUUGGGAACUUCGAAAUGGAAAGCGGAAACUUUCAAUACUUUUAUAAAUUUAUGGAUGGAAAAUAGAUCGAAAUUGAAGAUGCUACAAGCGAGAAGUGUUGAAGGGAAUAAAUGGAGCGAGGAUUUAGUACUGAAAGGAUUGGAUAGUCAGGAAGUAAACUUGAAGAGAACUUUUCAUUUAGAAAACAACUGUUUCUUCAGAGACAUAAAGAUAGAACGAAGCUUUGACAUCAAUUGGAAAGGAACCACUGCAUCAAUUAUUUUGGAAAAUUAUAAUGAUGCUCAGACAAAAUUCAUGUUUCUAGUUUGGCGUGAAACUUGA
Caenorhabditis briggsae is the source of this 1011-nucleotide messenger RNA. The transcript has 3 exons. The coding region runs from base 1 to 1011 and encodes 336 amino acids. Gene Ontology annotation, molecular function: protein binding. The record is from RefSeq and is a predicted model, not a curated record. Lineage: Eukaryota; Metazoa; Nematoda; Chromadorea; Rhabditida; Rhabditidae.